AUGACACCCCAGCUCGAACCAUAUUUCAAGCAGGUGGACGGCCUUGCAGACCACUUCAUUGAGCGCCUCCGUCAAGCUGUGGCUAUCCCUUCGGUAUCCGCCGAAGACGAGCGAAGACCAGAUGUUGUCAAGAUGGGACACUUCCUUCACGAGGAGCUUAAGAAGCUGGGGGUGGAGACGGAAUUGCGGCCUCUCGGCAAGCAGCCACACAAGGAACACCUCGACCUUCCCCCAAUCGUGCUUGGUCGGUACGGUAACGAUAAGAACAAGCGUACUAUCUUGGUAUACGGACACUACGAUGUACAGCCCGCCAACAAGGAAGACGGAUGGAACACGGAACCUUUCGAACUGUCAAUAGAUGACAAGGGUCGUAUGUUUGGAAGAGGUAGCACUGACGACAAAGGCCCUGUUCUCGGCUGGCUGAACGCUAUCGAGGCUCACCAGAAGGCUGGGCUUGACUUUCCCGUGAAUCUGCUCAUGUGCUUUGAAGGAAUGGAGGAGCAUGGGUCCGAGGGUCUGGACGAUUUCAUUAUGGAGGAGGCCCAGAAAUACUUCAAGACCGCCGACGCUGUGUGUAUUUCAGACAAUUACUGGCUCGGAACUGAAAAGCCAUGUCUUACAUACGGUCUUCGUGGAGUACAAUACUACUCCCUGGAAGUCAGCGGCCCAGGGCAAGAUCUUCACAGUGGCGUCUUUGGCGGUACUGCACACGAGCCUAUGACAGAUUUGGCAAAGAUAAUGUCAAGUUUGGUUGACGUGGAUGGAACUAUUAAGAUCAAGGGCAUUGCUGAGCAGGUCGCCCCAGUCACUGAUGAAGAGAAGGGUCUCUACAAAGACAUCGCAUUCACCAUGGACAACCUAUACGAGUCUCUUGGAAGUAAGACCGGUAUCUUCCCUGAUAAGGAGCGUACGUUGAUGGGCCGCUGGCGAUAUCCGUCGUUGUCGCUACACGGGAUCGAGGGCGCAUACAGUGCCCCUGGCGCUAAGACAGUGAUCCCCGCCAAAGUCAUUGGCAAGUUCAGUAUCCGAACGGUUCCUAACCUCGAUAUCGACGAAGUCAACAAGUGUGUUGAAGAGCACGUAAACGCCGAAUUCGCCAAGCUCAACUCAAAGAACACCUGUAAAGUAUUCUGUCAGCACGCUGGAAAGUGGUGGGUGGCCAGUCCGAAACACUGGAACUUCACUGCCGCAGCUAAGGCUGUCGAGAGCGUGUUCAAGGUCAAGCCAGACUUGACCAGAGAGGGCGGCAGUAUCCCUGUCACCUUAACAUUUGAGCAAGCUACUGGCAAGAACGUACUUCUUUUGCCAAUGGGUAGUUCUACAGAUGCUGCCCAUUCGACAAAUGAGAAGCUGGACCGAUAUAACUACAUCGAGGGUAUUAAGUUGCUAGGCUCAUAUCUUCACUAUGUAGCAGAGGAACCCAUGAACAAUUAG
Messenger RNA from Pseudovirgaria hyperparasitica, 1434 nucleotides. RefSeq names its product glutamate carboxypeptidase. The record is from RefSeq and is a predicted model, not a curated record. The coding region runs from base 1 to 1434 and encodes 477 amino acids. Gene Ontology annotation, biological process: proteolysis. Lineage: Eukaryota; Fungi; Ascomycota; Dothideomycetes; Acrospermales; Acrospermaceae. Gene Ontology annotation, molecular function: metallodipeptidase activity. The transcript is spliced from 2 exons.